Messenger RNA from Spirodela intermedia, 3351 nucleotides. Lineage: Eukaryota; Viridiplantae; Streptophyta; Magnoliopsida; Alismatales; Araceae. The record is from the annotation of a GenBank genome assembly.
AUGGCAACCUGCUCCGGCGGCUCGACGGGCACCAGCACCGCGUCGUCGCCGGCAGGGGGAGAUGGGUCGCCGGCGGCGGCGGCGGCGGGGGAGAGGUUGGUGCGGCAGACGGGGCAGGUAGUGUGGGAGGCGAGCCACAAGUCAAUGCAAUCAGGGUGGAAGACGUGGUCGCACUUGGGGAGGAGACGGAGGGUAUCGUCGUCUUCGAACUCGGAGAGGCAGACGGCGCAUUCGAGGGCGCCCUUGCCGAUCUUGUGCUCCUUCACCUCGGAGUAGACCAGCGUCGGGAAGGUCUGGAUCACCGCCGCCUCCAGCCCCCGCGGGGCGCCGCCAACGCGGCGGGACCUGGCGCCGCCGUUCCCACCGGCGGUGAGCGCCCGGCUGUCGCGUUCUCUGCGGUUGCGGAGGUAGAUGGAGAAGAAGGCCAUGAAGAAGAAGGCGCUGAUCAGGCCGAUGACAAUGACGGCCAUGGCCGGGUUGAAGUUGCCCCUCCAGGCGUUGGGGAAUGGCUCCGGCGGCGAGCCGGGGUUGGACGUUGUCUGCGCCGCCGCGGAGCAGAGGAGGGAGAGGAAGAGGAAGAAGACGAUGAGAGGGGAGGCGGAGUAGCCAUGGCGGUGCCGGCAGGUGGCGGUGGUCGUCUUCAUUGGGGGUGUGGGGUGGCUGAGGGGGGGGAGCACCGGUGGUCGCCGACUAGAGAGCUUUUAUGCUCGAUGGGAGGAGGGGGGGGGGGGGGAUCCCUUUUCUUGUCAGAAGAACUACGGCAUGGGGAUAUGCCACUCUCAGCAAGGGCAUUUCUGUAAGGGAUAUAUACAAUAAAACAUCAUAAAACAUUAAAUGGUUUAUAUACCCAGAGUGGGCGGCGAGUGUCGGUUCAUCACUUCUUCGAAGCGGGUCCGCUUUAUAAAAUUGUACUCGGCCUCCACAAACAGAGAAAAUUCAGACAUGAACUGACAAGUUAGCAUUAUAAAUAACCUAAAGUAAACUUUUUAUUGCAUAAACGUCCCUAUUGAUUACAGUUCCCUCAUAAACUUAUUCCGCGGCCUAACAUUAAACGCGGUUCACUAUCCGAGUAGUGGGCAAUCUGACGUCCACGUGGAAGGAUUCCCAAAUAUGUACGUUUGACUUUUUAUUCAAAGAUUGCGGGUUCUGACUGGGAAUGUGGAUUGUGGGUCACGGCGGUGGCGGCGGCGGCACAAAGUCUAGGAAGCUGAAGUGGACCAUUCGGUCGGGAACCUUCCAAAUUGGUUGAAAAGUCAAAUUAACAGUGGAAGACGCACGAUAGCUGACCGAGCUGAAGCUUCUUUCCAUCUUCCCGGUGACGUGUUGACCCGACCAACCUGUGCGGGCGGUUUUGGUCUGAACCGUUCGUCGACGAUUCUCUCAUCCGACGCCAUGAUCGUACACGUGUACGAGGGGGAUCGAAUAAUCUCUUUCCUCUGGUAAGUUCUAGGAGUCCAACAUAUUAUUAUUAUUAUUAUUAUUAUUAAACGAAAAAUAAUGAACGCGCGUAGCCCGUUAUGAGAAGCGUCAAGAAUGUUAAUAAAAUGACAGAUUGUGUCCAUAAGCUUGGAAUUAUCAUUAUAUAGUUAAAUAUAGGCCAAUUAUAGUUAAAAUGACAGGUAGGGAAUAUGUCGAUAUGGCCCUCGCAUGGGCCCACUUGCAUAUCUGGAAUAUUUUACGAGGUCUACGCACUCUGGCGACCACUCAAAUGCGGUGGCCUGAACUACGUAGCCCUCCGAACCACACCUAAUUCUCAGUCAGAGAGAGAGAGAGAGAGGAUGAUGUCAGGAUAGACGAGAGAAAGUAGCAGGAAGGUAGGACGAGGCUUCGGGGUCAGAGAUAUCGAAGCCCCCAACCGAGACAGGUGAUGCAGGAAUGUGGACGGUAUCAGGACCUUUUCUAGUUUACACAUUGCAGUCUAGAGAGAGAGAGACAGAGAGGGGAUUGAAUGGAGACCCAGGGUGCGGCAGGUUUUAGAGAUAGAUAGAGAGUGAACGAUAGGCAGAGAGAGAGAGAGAACUGAAUGGAAACUCAGGGUGACGGCAGGUUUUAGAGAGACAAAGAGAGAAAGAAAGAUAGAUAGAUAUAUAUAUAUAUAUAUAUAUAGAGAGAGAGAGAGAGAGAGAGAGAGAGAGAGAGAGAGAGAGAGAGAGAGAGAGAGAGAGAGAGCGGCAGGUUUUAGGGAGCAGGCAGCUCCAGCUCUAACAGGGAGGAGGUUCGAGGGAGGAGGUGGUGGCUGAGGGUGAGCUCGCCGUAGCAGAAGGAGGCGAAGCCCCAGAGAGAGAGGGCGAGGGCGACGCCCUUCCGGCCGUCGAAGCGCUCGUGGAAGAGGAGGACGGCUGCGAUCUCCGAGACGGGGAGGAGCAGUGCCAGCACCACGCUGGCGAAGAGCGAGGAGGAGCAGGCGACAGUGCCCAUCAGGCCCAAGCUGAACGCCUGCCACGCCGCCGCCCCCCCCACCAGCACCACGUAGAACUUCGCCUCCCCCAUCUCCGACUCCCUCGCUUCCCUCCCCACCGCCUGCGACCAAUUCAAACCACCCCCUUUAGUCCUCUCCUUUCUUAGAGCAAGAGCGAGAGAGAGGGAGGGGGGAAGAUAGACAGAUAGAGAGAGAUUGAGAGGGAGAAAGAGAGAGAGAGAGAGAGAGAGAGAGAGGGAGAAAGAGAGAGAGAGAGAGAGAGAGAGAGAGAGAGAGGGGAGGAGGAAGAACCUGGAAAUCCCCGUUGACUAACAUGCCAACAAUGCAGACAGCAGAGGCGAGGGCGGAGACUAGUAGCUGCACCUCCACGACCAUCCGAUACGUCACCUCCUCUCUGAACUUCCUGUACAUCAGCUCGGUCAACGGCAGGGUCAGCGCGUAGAGAGCGGCGGCGCCGAGCGACGUGGCGAAACCCACGGCGUACUUGGACGUGGAUUCUCCCGCCGGGCGGUCGCCGGCAGGGGCCUGCACGGCUAGCACGGCGGCGCCGAGCGUCAGUACCACCACGGCGUUGGUGGAGCAUGCCGUGAAACGCUGCCGGACGAUGAGGAAGGAGAAGACCGCCACAAAGGCCAGCUGAGUGGAGGAGAGGAUCGAAUUGGUCGACGCAGGGAGGAGGGAGGAGCUCACGGCGUACAUGUAGCUGUCCACGCCGAUGAGCACGCCGAUGCCGGCGAAGGUGGCCGCAAAAGAGAAGCUCAUCAGGGUGGCGCCGCCGCCGCCAGGGCCGCGGCGGAGGAAAGAGACGGCGAGAGGGAUCAGGAGUAGCGGCCAGCCCCCGACCUGCACCAAGCUCGACAGCCACAAGCUCCGGCCGCCGCGGAGGAAGUAGAGGCGGAGGAGGAAAGGGGCAGCGGCUCCGAGGAUGGUGA